Tarenaya hassleriana is the source of this 2962-nucleotide messenger RNA. RefSeq names its product DNA topoisomerase 3-alpha. NCBI's taxonomy places the organism in Eukaryota, Viridiplantae, Streptophyta, Magnoliopsida, Brassicales, Cleomaceae. The transcript has 23 exons. The record is from RefSeq and is a predicted model, not a curated record. Gene Ontology annotation, cellular component: chromosome; nucleus. Gene Ontology annotation, biological process: DNA topological change. Gene Ontology annotation, molecular function: DNA topoisomerase type I (single strand cut, ATP-independent) activity; zinc ion binding; DNA binding. The coding region runs from base 67 to 2859 and encodes 930 amino acids.
GCUUGCAAGCAGAAGCUCCCUCUUCGAUUUUCCCACCGAGAAAAAAACCGCUAGGGUUUUCCGUCAAUGGCACGACACGGUGGUCGCCCCGUGACUGUCCUAAACGUGGCGGAGAAGCCGUCCGUCGCCAAGUCUGUUGCGGGAAUACUGUCGCGGGGAAAUUUCCGGACCCGGGAGGGGAGGUCUCGGUACAACAAGAUCUUCGAGUUCGAUUACGUCAUCAAUGGUCAGCCGUGUCGGAUGCACAUGACCUCCGUGACGGGUCACUUGAUGGAGCUCGAGUUCGCCGAGCGAUUCCGUAAGUGGUACUCCUGCGACCCGGCCGAUCUCUACCAUGCUCCUGUCCUGAAACACGUCCCCGAGGACAAAAAAGACAUUAAGAAGACAUUGGAGGAGGAAGCACGAAGAAGCGAUUGGCUUGUUUUGUGGCUUGAUUGUGAUAGGGAAGGUGAAAACAUUGCAUUUGAAGUUAUUGAGGUCUGUAGGGCUGUUCGUCAUAAUCUUGUUAUACGGAGGGCUCAUUUCUCUGCAUUAAUUGACAGGGAAAUUCAUGAAGCAGUUCAGAAUCUUAGAGAUCCUAAUCAAUUGUUUGCUCACGCUGUAGAUGCUAGGCAAGAGAUAGAUCUGCGGAUUGGCGCUUCUUUCACUCGAUUUCAGACAAUGUUGCUGAGAGAUAGGUUUUCUAUUGACUCCAUGGGUGAUGAAAGGAGUUCUGUUAUAAGUUAUGGUCCUUGUCAGUUUCCUACACUAGGCUUUGUCGUAGAACGAUACUGGGAGAUCCAGGCACAUGAACCAGAAGAGUACUGGACCAUCAACUGCUCUCACAGAUCAGAAGAAGGCCUUGCCACCUUCAAUUGGAUGCGUGGACAUCUAUUUGAUUACGCUGCAGCUGCCAUAUUAUAUGAAAUGUGUGUUGAAGAACCUACUGCUACCGUCAUGAAUGUCCCACAGCCAAGGGAAAGGUUCAAGUAUCCUCCUUACCCUUUGAACACUAUUGAACUUGAAAAACGUGCUUCGAGAUACUUUCGAAUGAGUUCAGAGCAGACUAUGAAGGUGGCAGAAGAUCUUUAUCAGGCUGGUUACACCAGUUAUCCGCGUACAGAGACCGAUUCUUUUUCUAGCAGGACUGAUUUGCGUGCAAUUGUGGACGAACAAGUAAGACAUCCUGCAUGGGGUUCAUAUGCACAGAGGCUACUGAACCCUGAGGAGGGAUUGUGGAGAAACCCUGGUAAUGGGGGUCAUGAUGACAAGGCUCAUCCACCAAUUCACCCGACAAAAUUUUCUAGUGGUGAAUCUAACUGGAGCAGAGAUCACCUUAAUGUGUACGAACUAGUUGUUCGUCAUUUUCUAGCAUGUGUUUCCCAGCCAGCAGUUGGUGCUGAAACUACUGUGGAAAUCGAUAUUGCUGGUGAGCGGUUUUCUGCAUCUGGGAGAGCAAUAUUAGCCAAAAAUUACCUUGACGUGUACCGAUUCGAAUCGUGGGGAGGUUCAGUGAUUCCAAAGUAUGAAAGAGGGCAACAGUUUAUCCCAACAACUUUAACUCUUGAUUCAGCUGUAACGAGACCGCCACCCCUUCUGAGUGAAGCCGACUUGCUGAGUUGUAUGGACAAGGCAGGCAUUGGGACAGAUGCAACAAUGCACGACCACAUAAAAAAGCUCCUUGAUCGGGGUUAUGCUACAAAGGAUACUAAUACCCGUUUUUGUCCAACCAAUCUGGGUGAGGCGCUUGUUAUGGGAUAUGAUGAUAUGGGGUACGAAUUAUGGAAACCAAAUCUGAGAGCCAUCAUGGAACAUGAUAUGAAUGAAGUUAGUGUUGGACAGAAGACUAAAGCUGAAGUUCUUGAAACUUGCUUGCAACAAAUGAAAGCGUGUUUCUUAGAUGCAAGAGUGAAAAAAACGAAGCUCCUGGAAGCAAUGGGGAUUUUCUUUGAUAGGUGGCCCAAUACCUUGUUCCAAGUACUGUAUAGCUUAAUUUUAUUCUUUCUACACGUAUCUAAUACUGCUUGUGCAGAUCUAAUAGAACCAAUGAAGGAGAAAGCGAGACAGGUACUGAAGUUGUUCGACGGUGUAAUGUUUGCCAUGAAUCAGAUAUGGUGCUCAGGAAGAUCCGGGAUGGCAAUUUCAUGGUUGGGUGCACGGGUUAUCCACAGAAAUGCAGUCUGGCUGCCUGGACCUGUACUGGAAGCAACAGUCACCACUGAUGUCUGCCAAUUCUGUGUUCCAGGUCCUGUUUACAAGAUUCGUUUCAAGUUCCGCCAGAUUGAAAUCCCUCCAGGUUUUGAUGUUAAUCACUUAGGCUGUGUUGGUGGCUGCGAUGAGAUUCUGAAACAGCUGAUAGAAAUAUGUGGAACUGGAUCACGCACACCAGCAAGGAGAGCUCCAGCUGCAUCAGCAAAUAAUCUCCAAGAAAGCAACAUGAGACAGACUGUUUGCAUACAUUGCCAUCAGUUAGGCCAUGCUUCAACUAAUUGCCCUUCGCAGGUUUCGGGAUUUCGGAGUUCUCGUUCUAGUAGAACGAAUCUGAGAAAUGAGGAGGCUUCAGUUUCAUGUAGCACAUGUGGAACACCAUGUGUAUUGCGUACGGCCAACACAGAGGCUAACAGGGGAAGGAAAUUCUUCUCAUGUCCAUCACAAGGCUGCAGCUUCUUUUCGUGGGAGGAUAGUAUCAGUAACACAGCGAGCUCGGCUUCUAACUCUGGCCGGAGCACAGGGAGAGGGAGAGGGAGAGGCAGAGGAGGCAGGGAAAGUGGUGGCACAAGCUUCGUCUCUGUGACUGGAGAACCUCUAAGUGGGAGAAGGUGCUUCUCUUGCGGUGACCCUUCUCAUUUUGCAAACGCUUGCCCCAACCGGGGCCUCUGACUAUAUUAUAAUGUAUGAAAUUUUGAUGUUUACAGUAUUAGGAUGUGGCUGUGUGGUAUUGUUAUCUUUGUGAUAUAAUAUAUAUAUAUAUAUAUAUUAUAUA